UCGAACAGGACUGGGCGUACCACGACUCUCAGCCACCACAACCCUAUCCCCGCGUUCCCGCCCGGAGACCCAGUUCGUCCGUGGCCUCCUACGUACUGCCCAGCUUACUCUCAUGUAUACGACCACCCUCGUCGCCAUUCGUAUCCGCCGUAUCAACCGGUGCCAUUUCACUUAUCAUUCGGCUAGCCUUUCGAGAUACCCCAACCACAAGAAACACAGAGCGCACCUUCCACGCUAGCGGCAACGUAUGAGACAUGUAUAGGAAUGUUGCCGGAGGCCCAAAUGGUGCAUAAGGUCGAUAAUGAAUGUGAUGCAGCCGGAGACAAGCCCGCUGUGGCUGUGGUUCUUUCUUGCUCGCCCUUCCAAGCAGACGACGUAGAAGUCGAUCGAUCGCGGAUACCAGAUUUCGACUCGUUUGAAACGGACUUCUUUGGAUUGUCUACCGAUACUGCCGCAGACUUAUCAGGUGGAGGGAACUCUGAUGCCUCCACAUUGUUCCGUACCGCUGCCGAGGACUCGGUUCCGUUGGCCGACGACCAUCUGAGCCGUCUCUUCACAACGUUCCUGGAGGAUGCAGGUCACUCUUCUAUCUCGCAAUCGGGCACGUCAAAUCUACCUGACGAGGCUAUCGCGCCGCAAGCACCGUCAACGUUGACAGAGCAGGAUACGUUCACAGGACCCUAUGAUCGCGUCAAUUUGCAGCAGAGUGGUCCCAAUGUGUCGACAAGGGGGGAUGUGCUCCCGAGAUUUCAUAACAGUUUUUUGUAGCAGAGUGGUCCUAGCGGUUUUGCAGACACGGAGGUCUUCGGGCCU
Pisolithus orientalis is the source of this 813-nucleotide messenger RNA. RefSeq lists its product as uncharacterized. Bases 265 to 768 code for a protein of 167 amino acids. NCBI's taxonomy places the organism in Eukaryota, Fungi, Basidiomycota, Agaricomycetes, Boletales, Pisolithaceae. The record is from RefSeq and is a predicted model, not a curated record. The transcript is spliced from 4 exons.